AUGCCUGCCAACCCGGCAGGCUCGGUGAAAGAGAGACGACCAUGGGCGCAUUUUGUAGCAGGAGGUCUAGGCGGCAUGACCUCCGCGACCCUCACCUCUCCCCUCGAUGUCCUUAAAACGAGACUCCAGUCGACAUUCUACCAAGAACAGCUAGCUGCUGCGAGAACGGCAAAGGGUCUACCGGCUCCGCAUCAGCUACCCCUUAUGAGAGCGGCGUGGAUGCAUAUCAGCGAGACGGGGCAGAUACUGGCACAGAUACCUAAGGUUGAGGGGUGGAGAGCAUUAUUCAAGGGUCUGGGACCGAACUUGGUGGGGGUGGUGCCCGCGCGAGCGAUAAACUUCUGGGCUUAUGGGAAUGGGAAGAGGGUGAUAUCCAACGCUUUGUUUGAUGGAAGGGAGACGGCGCUGGUUCAUUUAAUGAGUGCGGCGAGUGCGGGUAUCAUCACAGGCACGGCCACGAACCCCAUCUGGCUGGUCAAGACGCGACUACAACUCGACAAGCAGAAUUCCGGGCCUGGAGGACAAGGGAGACAAUACCGUAAUGCGCUGGACUGCGUGGUCAAGACCGUGCGACAAGAAGGCAUCCGUGGGCUCUAUCGUGGACUCUCGGCCUCCUAUCUGGGUGUUAGUGAAAGCACCCUCCAAUGGGUCCUCUACGAACAAGCCAAGCGCAGUCUCGCCCGGCGACAAACCGACCUCGUGCGCUCUGGCCGCGAACCCACAUUCACAGAUCGUGUAGUCCAAUACACAGGCCAACUAACAGCAGCCGGCGGGGCCAAAUUCGUUGCAGCGCUCAUCACCUACCCGCACGAAGUUGUGCGGACACGAUUACGACAAGCACCACUGGAUGCGAGCGGGCGGGUGAAGUAUACUGGUCUUUGGUCCUGCUUCGUGACGGUUUUCCGGGAAGAAGGGAUGGGAGCGCUGUAUGGGGGUUUGGUGCCGCAUAUGUUGCGAGUGGUGCCGAGUGCGGCGAUUAUGUUUGGGGUGUAUGAGGGGGUGUUGAAGGGGUUGGGGGAGAGUAGUGCUGUGUAG
This is a messenger RNA of Recurvomyces mirabilis, 1035 nucleotides long. It is a transcript of the gene RIM2, whose product is annotated as Pyrimidine nucleotide transporter, mitochondrial. Lineage: Eukaryota; Fungi; Ascomycota; Dothideomycetes; Mycosphaerellales; Teratosphaeriaceae. The transcript has a single exon. Bases 1 to 1035 code for a protein of 344 amino acids. Gene Ontology annotation, cellular component: mitochondrion. The record is from RefSeq and is a predicted model, not a curated record. Gene Ontology annotation, molecular function: pyrimidine nucleotide transmembrane transporter activity. Gene Ontology annotation, biological process: pyrimidine nucleotide import into mitochondrion.